AUGCCGCCCUUUCGCGAUGACCAGAUCUUCAUCAUCUCGCCGGGCUCGCAAACAACRCUCGCUCAGCUAGGUCUGCCGGAAUCCUUCACACCUGCUCGCUACAGACUACGAUCGCGCAUGUUCCCUGCUGAACAGGCUGGAGAGUACGAACCCGUCAAGAUCCGAAAGAAAGAGAAGAAGGAGACGGCCGAAAAUCAGCCAGACACGAAUGGGGACCAAGAACCAGAGUGGGAGGAGGAUCGUGUAUCGGAGGAGGGGGCAAUAUGGCCAAUCCAGAGUGGAAGCAUCACGGACUGGCCCUGCUUCUACGCAUUGAUGGAGCAUGUCUACAACACCGUCAAUCCUCCAUUUCACACACCAAUUCUGAUCAUAUCACAACCUGUUUGGACGCACAAGGAGUACGAGAAAGUGGCCCAAUUCUUCUUCGAAAAGUUCAAGACACCAGCUCUGGCGAUGAUGGACUCUGCRGUGGCCACUACAUACGCAUACGGUAUCCCUACUGCAACUGUGGUGGAUGUUGGUCUGAGCAAGGCAGACGUUACCUGUGUUGCAGACUUUAUCCUCCACGAUAUUGGCCGAUCGCUGGCUGUACCGGAUUGCGGUGGUGAAUCGAUGACCCAGCGACUGACCGAGCUCCUGCACGGACGAAAGGGAUUCACACGAGAAGUGUGCGAACAGCUGAAGAGGAGUCCAAUCUGCGAAGUCCUGCCACCAGAUGUGCCUUUACCAAGCGCAGACGCAGACACAGCCGGCAACCCUGCAGCGGCCGCAUCCACGGGAGCAGACGGUGCAGCUCCAGGUCAGGCGAAACCAUCGAUAGCUGGAGACCUACCGCGUGGACCAGGACCCGGGACUGAAGUUGGUGAAGCAGAUAAGCUUGAGGAUGACGAAGGUGUGCUUGAUAUUGCCAGCAUUGUCACUGGCGGCAACAUGCAGGAAUAUCUCGCACAAAAGGAGCGCGAAAAGGCCGAGAAGGCGGCAAACAAAGGCCAGAAGAAGGGCACCGACACACAGCAGCAAGCCAAGAACCCGGUCCGAGUAGCAAACACGAAGCGCAGUCGCAAUACCUUUGUGUAUGAAGACUUUGCAUUGCACGACGCCAUGAAGACGGCAGGAAUGACGGCGCAGGGUAUGACGGACAUGCAAUCUGCACUUGACGAGGGCCCAAACAAGCGACAACGAAGUCCAGAACCCCAGUCUGCUGUGUCUGACAAGCCUGCCGAGAGUACUUUGGCCGAAGCACCCACCGAUAGCUCGCCAACAGGUGGUUUCAGACGAGAGAUUGAAGUCGGCACCGAGCGCUUCCAAGCCGCUUCGGGUGGCAUUCUGGAUCGACUCGCCGCUGCGAUACAUCGGACAGUCCUCUCAUGCAGCGACAUCAGCAAGCGGAGUGAGCUUUGGGAUUCUCUCAUCAUCCUGGGCAAUGGCUCAAAAGUACGUGGCUUUAAGGAAGCGCUCGUAGCCACCCUCCAAGCCAAAUACAUCAUCUCGCCCUCAUCAGCAACGAUAUUCACCUCCGAGCUCCCAUCCAACAUUUCUACGCCUUUGGGGACCGGCGCAAACACCCCUCAACAACAAAUACCGGGAUAUCCGCACCACAGCUCGAGUGUGAACCCGCUGCUUCACGCCGCACUGACCGCUCAGCAUCCACAGAUGCAUCAACAGCAGCCCAUGCAGUUCGCUCAUAGCCACUCUCAUGGCCAGACUCCCACAAGCAUCAAGGUUGCGAAGAUCCCGGAGUACUUUCCUGAGUGGAAAGAGACAGGCUAUGAUGAGGCUUCUUUCCUGGGUGCGCAGGUUGCGGGAAAGCUGCUGUUCAUUCUUGAUGGUGGACAGAGCAAGGGGUACAUGACGAGGACGGAUUACAAUGAGCAGGGCCCGAGGGGUAUUCACGAUGUGAGGAUGUGA
This is a messenger RNA of Ramularia collo-cygni, 1908 nucleotides long. RefSeq names its product related to actin-related protein. The transcript is spliced from 2 exons. The record is from RefSeq and is a predicted model, not a curated record. NCBI's taxonomy places the organism in Eukaryota, Fungi, Ascomycota, Dothideomycetes, Mycosphaerellales, Mycosphaerellaceae. The coding region runs from base 1 to 1908 and encodes 635 amino acids.